AAGCCGGUGCCCCUUAAAACGGGACUUUUUAGGGUCUGUGUGGCCCCUUUUCGAUUAUUUAGACAGUACAGGUGCGAGAUCACAGAUCAUAGAAUAUCUGUGACCAUGGUGUUUCUCUACCUCGCCACCAUAUUUGGUGUGGUGACCCUUGCGGGGGGUCAAUCAACUCCCAUCCGCACAGAGACAUGUUCAGGAAACGGCCAGAGUGCGACUAUCCAGCCCAAUGCCGAGGCCUUCAUCGGUGGUCUGGUCACCAUGAACUACGUGGCGGACAGUGGAUACGGGUGUGGAAAUAUUGCACCUCUAGAGAUGCAGGCGUAUGAAGCUAUACGAUGGGCACUGGAUCGGCUCAAUAAGAAGAAUGAGGAGCUUAACGGAGAGUUUUUGAACAACAGUUACAUUCCUGGGGUGGAACUGGGUAUGAUGGUCCACAACUACUGCGACAUGGGGGCCACCGCCGUGAGUUACGCCCAGGAGCUCUACCCACAGUUCCUGUCUGAGGCCCGCGACUGCACUAAAAGUUCGUCCAGCCUCACGUUGGGUUUAACUGGUGCUAGUUCAAGUGGUGAUACCAAGGUGGUCAAUUCAUUUACUGGUCAGUUUGACAUCCCUCUGGUCUCUUACAUGGCAACAAGUCAGGAACUGACCGCCGGAAACAUGUAUCCUGGCUUCAUGAGGACAGUUUCCCCCGAUGGACCCCUGAUGGAUGCUAUCAUCAAAGUGCUGGGGGAGCUGGAUUGGAAGUACGUUGUAGUUGUUUACACCGAGAAUACCUACGGAAGAGGUUCCCUGGAACAGAUUCGUCCACGUCUCGUCGCUGCGGGAAUCUGCCUCACAUUGGCUGUUCCUGCGGAUCCUUCCGACACCACCCCAGCAACUAUGGCAGCCAUUUUGGAUAAAGUGCUAGCCACAGAAACGGUUGGAGUGAUCUAUCUGGGUGGAUCAGGACAUGGCAUGAGUUUACUGAAUCAGGGGGAAAACCAUCAAAAUGCUGGGAAGCUGCAGUGGAUUUUCACCGACAGCUUACCACUGUCUAUAACUUUUGAAGGGAAGAAAUAUCCUAGAGGGAUGAUUGCUGUGUUGUCUGGUUCCAGAAAAAUUAUAGAAUUUGAAGAUCAUUGGGUCAGGAUUGAUGUCAACAACCCGUCCUCUGAGAACCCAUGGUUCAAAGACUGGUACAUGAACGAAAACAAUUGUCAGCUAGCUGGCAACACGAACCCAGCUUUCACUUCCCUCCCACAAUGCACUGCUCAAACCGAGUCCCAGCGACGUAACUCGUUCGUACAGGACCAGUUUGUUGAGCCGGCUGUCCAUGCAGUGUAUGCCUAUGCACAUGCACUCAAGACUGCCCAUGCCGCCCUCUGUGGGGGCGUUUCUGGACUGUGCCCGCAGUUGGCGAGCCUGUCUCAGGAGGAUUUCUACAACAAUUAUCUACGAUCUGUCAACUUUACCUACACCAAAAAGGAGCGUGUGGAAAGUCUGGCCUCAGUGGGACUUGAACCAUACAACGCACCAGCCCAGCUCGCCUUUGAUGCAAACGGUGACAUCAUCAGUCCCACAUACGAUAUCUACAACUUCAACGAUUACCCCGGCGGUGCAACUUUCAAAUUCAGAAAGUUGGGAUCCUACCUGAAAGGCCGUCUGGAGAUUGUUACAAGUCGUAUGAGGAUGUAUGACGAGACCCGUGACAACGCCCUAGCAACCCUGCCAGCAUCCCCGUGUCCUGCCUCAGGAUGUGGCCCCUGUCUGGGUCUUCUUGUUGAUGCCAAGUACCUGUACGUUCCCGGAGACAUCGUCAUCAACGGCAUUUUCUCUGUCCAUGAAGAAGGUGAAAAAUCACUGUCAUGUGGGGACUUUAACGUUGAUACGGAGUCUGGUAUCCAAUUCCUUGAGGGAAUGGUGUAUGCUCUUUCUAACAUCAACAACCAACCAGCACAGACGCUACUACGGGGUGUAAGUCUUGGUGCACUGGGCUUCGACGACUGUAUGGACAACGUGCUUGGAAGCCAUUUUGUGACACAAGUUCAAACAAAAUCACGUAUGAUCAAGGACAUGAAUGGUAACAGCCUAGACCCUCGCACUGUAGAAGCUUAUAUGGGAGCCGACGGCACAGAUCUGACUGUUCCGUUGUCAAAACUAAUGAAUCUUAUCAAACGACCUCUUUUGGGCUAUAACGCGAUGAGCGCAGAGCUACAUGACAAUGACUAUUACCUUUACAUGUCCUAUAGCAACCGACUGUACAUGAAGGCGUUCGUCCUGUUGCUGAAACGCCUAGGCUGGCAGUACGUACAGACAGUCCGCGACAUGUCUAUGGAAGCAAGGGAUGCCAUAGAAGAGUUCCGAAAGAUUGCCGCGGAUCAUGGAAUCUGUGUCGUGUCUUCCUACGAGUUUGGGACAGAUGGUGAUGUGGAAGACAUUUUGAUGAUGUUAGAAGGCCAGUCGUCCGUCAGUCCUGUCCUGGUUGUCUCCCCUACAGAAGAUCUGAUUGGUCUACUACAGGAGGUCCAAAAACAAAACAAGACCGGCAACUUUGUCUUCAUGGCUCCAGUGGUAAGAUCUGAAAACGUAUUCCAAGGUGUAGAAGUCGCAGCUAAAGGCCUUAUCAGCCUGGACGUCCAGAGACCCGACCUGUCGGCAUUCCGAGGCUAUUUGAGUGGUCUGCGUACUGACACUUACACCACCAACCCGUGGUUUAAGGAGUGGUUUGAGAAUAUGCAUAGUUGCUCUUUAGAUGCAAAUAACAUGAGAAAUUAUACUACAAUGUGUAACGCGUUGGAUGUGACACUCGGCAAGAACUUCCAGUUCAAUGUCAACAGCUAUGCCACUAUCUACGGAGUGUACGCCAUAGCAUACGGCCUUCACAACACUCUGCAGUAUUACUGUGGGGUAGGCUACAAUGGCGUCUGUGGUGACUACCUGACCGCAGCAGACAAGGGUGAAAAACUUGUCGAGAUGAUUAAACAGAUGUCUUUUACAGUUGGUGGCUUGACCAUACAGUUUGUGGACGGUCAAGCCAACUUUCCAUUGCAGUUCUCCAAUUACCAUUCUGGUUUUGUUCCGGUUGGGACGUACAACGCUAUGACAAACAGUUUCGUGAUCCAGACUGAUCAGCUGAGCCUUCCGGGCGGCGUCCAGCCUGAUACCGUGAUGCCCUACUGUAAGGCCGUCUGCACACAGUGUCUGUACAUGUUCGGCAAUCAAGAAUACAUGUACAUUGAUGGCGAUCUCAUUAUUCCAGGAAUCUUUGACGUCCAUUAUCCAGGAGUGUCCGACUUUAUGUGCGGAAAUAUACGCUCCAAGAACGGCUUUCUCAACACUGAAGCAUUUGCGUUUGCUCUCCAACAGGUGAACAGCGGAGCUUCUAGUGUGAAACUGAAUAACGUUAAACUGGGAGGCCUACUUUUUGAUGGGUGUAUGAAUACGAUAAGAGGUCAUGUGAUCGCCUCAUCUGUCUAUUACGGAUUACUGCCAAGGGAAAAUGGAAUGCCUAAAUAUCCGCUGGACAGACUACUUGGAUGGCUGUCUUACGAGAGCGACACCACCGUGAACAUUGCUGAAUCUCUCGGACAUUUUGGGAUCCCUGUCAUUUCGCCCGGUGCUACCACACCUGUUCUGGAUGACAAGUCACGUUUUGACAAGUUCUUCCGUACUCUUCCUUCAGACGGAGUAACCACCCUUGCCAUGGCGCACGUUGCUAAGGAAAUCGGUUUUGAGUAUAUUAUCACUCUGAAUGCUCCAGAUCAGGGAAGUCGGGAUUCCGUGAAGCUGUUUAGACAAUAUGCACGAGACAAUGGCAUAUGUAUUGGAGCAUCAUAUGAGUUUGUAACCGAUGGCCCCAUGGCAACUUUAAUCCAAUACAUCACCGAAUCAUCGAGUCGCGUAGUAGCUGUCUUCAGUGACCCUGACCGAUAUAUUGAGGAACUUCUGAUAGCCAAAAAUAACAAUCCCCUGGCAGGAAACAUAGUGUUCAUGGCUAACAGACCCUGGCAGAACCCCGUAAUCAGCACGACGUCUCUGUUCUAUGCCACAAACACGUUGACCUUCGGCUACAAGUUCCCUGCCCUGGCAGAGUUCCGCAACUAUCUGUCUCAGAAAUACCCGAUAACCUACACAGACAACCCAUGGUUCAGUGAAUUUUAUCAGAAAUAUUUCUCUUGUAAUCUGGAUGGUAACUGGAUGUAUGGACAGAACUGUGGCACGACGUCUAUCGUCACCAGUGACUUCCUCGAAGAUUACGCUACACUUCCCACAAUUCAUGCUGUGUAUGCGAUGGCUGAAGGUGUCCACCGUACUCUCAUUAAGAAAUGUGGAGCUUCCUACAGCGGCGUCUGUUCUAGCUUCCUGUCGGACACAGACACUUUUGCUCAAGUGAUGACGCACAUGGACACCCUCAACCUUACAGACGUCCUUGGUGACCUUUUCCAGUUCGUGAAGCGAGAGAGUAACAGGGGGGUGACAAUAGACAGGAUUGAGGCCGGCACCAGUUUGUUGGCCAUGCCUGGUAAUAAGCCCUUGCCUGGAAAUAAGCCCAUGUCUGGUAAUAAGCCCAUGUCUGGUAAUAAGCCCUUGCCUGGUAAUAAGGCCAUGCCUGGUAAAAAGGCCAUGCCUGGAAAUAAGGCCAUGCCUGGUAAUAAGACCAUGCCUGGUAAUAAGCCCAUGCCUGUUAAUAAGGCCAUGCCUGGUAAUAAGACCAUGCCUGGUAAUAAGCCCAUGGCGUGUAAUAAGGCCAUGCCUGGUAAAAAGGCCAUGCCUGGAAAUAAGGCCAUGCCUGGUAAUAAGCCCUUGCCUGGUAAUAAGGCCAUGCCUGGCAAUAAGGCCAUGCCUGGUCUGUUUGAUAUCCACACCAAAGGACAAACACCUUACAGUUGUGGCAGUAUCAACGACAAUCAUGGCUUCCAGCUCCUGGAGGCCUUCCACUUCGCCCUGGAAUACGCUAACAACCGUACUGGUAUUUUCCGUAAUGUGUGGCCAGAGGUCACAUUUGGCGGUGUAGCCCUAGAUGUUUGUCAAAAUCCAACGCGUGCUGGAAAUAUGAUAGCGAACAUCCACUCCGGAACAUUGAAACUGACGACUAUGUCUCAGAGCCAGAACAUUACCAUCAACCCUGACAAUAUUGAUGUCUAUAUCGGCGCAUUUGACACCGACUCAUCAAUCCGGGUGGCAGACAUUGUGAAUCCGCUGGGAAUUCCUCAGAUCAGCUAUGGUUCCACGAGCCAGGAGCUGAUGGAUCAGUACAAAUACCGCUACUUCUUGCGUACUGUUCCCGCAGAUGACAAGCAGGCUAGGGCCAUUAUUUCCUACCUGAAGAGGUUCGACCUAAACAACGUCCAGGUCAUUACAUCCUAUGACAGCAUUGGUGUGCACAGCAAGGAGGAGUUUGCUCGUCUGGCCAGACUCAACAGGAUCUGCAUAUCCCAGAACAUCACCACUGGUGUCAGCGGCUCGAUCUCCGUCAUUGAAGCACACACCACUCUCAACAAGCUUUUCUCCUUCCGAGACGCUACAGUCGUGAUCUUGUUUGUCCAGGACCCGGAGACGCUGUUACAGUCGAUUGAGAAUAGAGAUGACGUAAGGAAUAACUUCACCUUUAUCGGUACAGACAAGCUUGGUUUCAACCAUGAGAAGUGGAACAAUGCGCGUAAGCUGAUGAAUGGUCGCCGUGCUGUAACGUUUGACAUAGAGACGGCAGAUGUGCCAGAAUUCGACAAAUACCUGGAAAACAAAAAUCCUGAAAAUUAUUUCUUUAACCCAUGGUUUGAUGACUAUUACCAGGAACUGUUUCAGUGUAACUUUGAUGGUAGGAGCACCAAGUACCCAGAACCAUGCCCGACCCAUCUUUUAGGAAUUCCCCGUGCUGAAGGCUACAUCCAGGACCCCUACGUUUUGUACGUCAUCAAUGCAGUGUUUUCUGCUGUAUUUGGCGUGGACAAGGCACUGCGCGAGAUCUGUCCCAGCAACAGCAUUGGAGUAUGUAACCUCUUCCGAACCAGCGGUGAGCGAAGACAACGAAUCAUGACUGGAAUCCAAGCCACUAACUUUGUUGAUGCCACGCAGCAGCCGUUCUUCUACGAAGAGGGAGGAGACAGUAGUCGUGGUUACAAAAUUUGGGAGCCCCUGCCUAGUGCGGAGGACAACACACAGUAUUAUCUUGAAGAUGUUGGUUCCUAUAACGACACACACUACCUGAAGAUUGACGCACGUUACGAUGUCGACUGGCAUUCAACAUGUGACCGACCUGGAUCAUGUACCUGUGAGUUCCCCGAGUACCAGCCGUCGCGCUACAUGAAGAAUGACACAGAUUGGGGUCUGUACAUUGCCUACGUGUCUGACGUCCACGACCGUGACCCCAACGACCCCUAUGCCUGUGGACCGAUCAACACAGUGGGAAACUUCCAGAAUAUGAUGGCCUUCUUCUAUGCUCUUAACCUUGUCAAUAGUGAUAACAACCUCCCAGCGACCCUGAAGCUUGGAGGGAUUGCCUUCGAUACCUGUUCUUCAUCUAAUCGUAUUGGGCAGGAUAUCUAUAGUCUGCUGAGUGGUGAAGGAAUUUGUACAGAAAACACGGGUCAAGUUAUCCCUCCUUCCAACUUGGUGGCGUACCUGGCUAAAGGUAGUGAAAAUGCCAUCAGUGUCAGUGGAAUACUCUCACCACUCAAGUUCACUACAUUGAGUCAGAGUGCUACAUCUGUGGCGCUUAGCAACAAGGAUUUCCACCAAUACUUCCUGCGCACUGUGCCUCCCGAUAACGUCCAGGCCGUUGUCAUUGCCGAGGUCCUUCAAACGUUUGGGUGGGAUUACAUCUCCGUAGUGUACACAGAUGAUGCCUACGGUAACGCUGCUAUCAAAACUUUACUCCUCAACACAGAGACCAGUACUCCUCGCAUCUGUGCCGCCCAGAGCAUAUCUAUGUCGCUGGAUACAACACUGAAUGAAGCCAAAGCGAUUAUCGACAGCCUGAACCAGCGUGUCGGCGCCAGAGUUGUUGUGCUGUUCGUGUCUGAUAUUCACGCCCGACUCUUGUUGCAGGCCGCAACAGAGCGUGGCCUUACACACAGGUUCAUCUGGCUUGGUAGUGACACCUGGGCAAACAGCGAAUAUAUCGUCAAUGGAUACGAGGAUGCCGCCGCCGGAGCUAUCACUAUUCAGAUCAGAUCUGAGGUGGUGGAGGGCUUCAAGAACUUCCUUCGCAGUUUUGACUACUCUAAUAACAUGAACAUGCCGCGGGACUGGUUCGAGGACCUCUACCAGACCAUUCACCAGUGCCGCAUCCUGAACAGUGUUGUUCAGAAGGUUUAUUCCAGCAUCUGUUCGGGCGAUGAGCGGAUCACCGAUGCCAUGAUCCCUAACGACCCCUACACUCUCCACACAAUCAUCUCCGUGUUCAUGGUGGCGAACGGACUGAACUCCAUUGAUGAGUGUAAGAGAACAAGUCUCAGUGUGUCUGCCUGUCUGUCACUUCAACAGAAUUCACGCGAGCUGAUCUACAACAGUAUUGCUGAGGCCCAGUACACCGUACUCCCAGACGACCUUGGCUCAAAGUCCUUCAACUUUAGAUAUACAGAGAGUGGUUACGGAGAUGUCGGCUACACCAUUCUCAACUUCAGACGUGAUCUGACAUCAGGAAACUAUGCAUACAGUCAGAUUGGAACCUUUCGUAAAGGCCUCCUGUCCCUGAACCGAGGGCUGUACCAAGGGUUUAGUUUCGUGGAGUCCCUCACCAAUCCACUGUCGAUGUGUCCGGUGGGUAGUAACUGUCCAUGCCUGAACAGUGAUGGCACACGCUUCAGUUACAAACGAGAGGGUGUGGCUGGUCUCACCUUCUAUCGGCUCAACGACGGCAGCUAUGUCGAUGCACAAACAGGGGAGGUCAUCCAGGUAGAGGACGUCCCUCAGCUUGCAGACAGAUUCUCUGAUAUUUGGGGCAUCAUUGUCGCGACACUGGCAGCAAUUGGAAUGUUUGCCUCAUUGUGCAUGUUUGUGUAUCUGCUUGUGAUGUACCCAGUACGCGGGGGAACCUCAAUUCUGGGUUUCAUGCUGUCCUUUGGUAACAUUCUGCUGUUUGCUCUGGUGUUUGCCUUCAUCGUGCAUGCUACACGAGAAGUUUGUGGUCUGCGUCGGUUCUGCCUGGGAUUCUGCUAUUCAAUAUGCUACAGUGCUUUGUUUGUCAAGAUUGUGGACUCCUGGCGGUCACGUGGCAAGGAAGAGCUGUACGAGGUCAAAUACGAGAAGCUUGGGCGCCCUCUGGGACUGUUUUUCUGUGCUGUGCUGUUUAUACUUGUACAAGUAAUUAUCAACACGGAGUGGCUUAUUUUGGAGCCACCAGAUGUUACAACAGUCCUGUACAACAACAUGCUGUGGCCGAGGUGUACGCCCAAUGAUUUCUACGAUCAAGGCCUCAUCCUGUCCUUGGUCUACAUCAUGUUCCUGGUCGUCCUGUGUGUUCUCUAUGGCAUGUGUGCCUGGUCCAAUCCAAAGAACCACCACGAAGCACGCUGGGUGCUGGGCAUUGUGCUGCUCGGGAUACCUGUGUGGGUGGUGUUCAGUGUGCUGGCCGUUCUCGGGGAAUACAAGAUGAGAGAUGCAGCCAUUGCUAUCGGUCUCCUGCUCAACGCUACCAUCAUGCUGCUCCUAGGCCCGAUGAGGAAACUCUACCUACUAACCAAAUUUGAGGAGCUAGUUGAGGAGGAAGAACGCAAGUCUGCACUUGGCAGCAUGAAAGGAGAUUACGCGUCCAUGUAUGGUCGACAGUAUGAUAACACACCACGCCUACACGAGCAUCAGGACUCGGUCCGCGACAGUGUGUUGGGAAUUGACCCCUACGUGGUACACCCUAACAGCCAUCACUGAAGUUUCUAUGAACACCACAAUUGAACGUUGUGAAAUCCUGAUUUCUCAUCGGAUCAGACAAACCGCAGCUGAUUGACUGGGCGGGAUUUAAUCACAUGGAACUGUGGGCGGUGGGCGGUGAAUCUCUUUACUGUGAUAAUUACAACGAUUAACAAAAAUUCGUUUAUUACGACAUUUCUUUAUACACAAAUCAUCUGUAUAAUGAAAAAAAGCUGUUUUGUAACUGAAGUUUAUGUUCUUUACUUCAUCAUACUUAAGGGUGUAUGUUGCCUUUCUGUAACACUUUGUUAAAAAGGGUUAAAAACCAGCAGAAUUUGUUAUUUGGAUCUUGUUUAUUAAUUCUCGACAUAUUUGAAAGGUUGACAUCCCUGAAACCACUCUCUAGGGGAAUUCCAGCUUAAAAGAAUGUAUUUCAAGGGAGGUAACUCAGAGUACAAAUAAUAAACAAAUCAUGUAUAAUGUGUAUGGUAAGAUAUAACAUUGUUGAUUUAAAGAGAAAUGUCAUGGUUUAGUUAUUAGUUUGUAAACUACAGUCAUGCUGAAAUACUUUCUUCCAAUAUAUACGACAAGCAGUAAUGAUACUGUAGUUCUGUUGUUACAACGUCCCAUGGUCAUCGAAUUAUUCUGAUUUUUUAUUUUUUUUAUGUGAAUGUAAAAGUACAGUUGCCAAUAGAGUGCGUACGAGUGUUGAACACAUGUCUCUGGCACCAGUCGCGAAAACAGAUAAAAAUUCCAUUAUUGAAUUAUACCAUCACAUAUAAACAUAAAAAAAUAUAAAAGUGUAAAAUUUUGUGUGCUAAUAUAUAUGUAGGUGUGAAAAUUGUGUGUAUAUAUUGUGGUGUGGAAGGUUAUAUAAAUUUGUAUAUAAAGAACAUUAUGUAGAUUUAAUUUGUACACACGGUAUGGAAGUUGUGAGUGCUGAAUAAAUAUGUUUGGUUUAAUUUUAACAUGAAUAAUUGGAUGAGAAAGACCCAGAGUUGAGUGCUUAAUGUGCACAAGUUCAUAGCCUUUAUUGAGAAUGCCCAGCAUUGCCAGGCUGAGUGCAGUAAGAAACUAGAUUUGUGUUGAUCAGUGUGUAACUCUGCACUCUGGCUUUAUUUUUUAUUACCUGUAUUACAUUUUCCAUUAUGUAUGUGGGUAUAUAUAUGUGCUGAAAUUUUCUUCCCAAUAGUGAUACAAGGAGAUUAUGAAUAAUGUAAAUGGUUUAAAAAUAAAAAAUAAAAUAUAUAUUAGAAAAAUAAGGCCUCCCAAAAAAGGAUGUCAGUUGCAGAACUGUGUUAUCUACAUAGAUAAAUUACAGAAUUAAACUGUUAAAAUAUCGUCUUCAAUCUCAAUCAGUUUGCCAUUCCUUAUCAACAUCAACUAUCGUUUUUCUGGUUUAAACACCCUCACACUAUCACCACAAAAUACCUACUGACUUCAUGAAUACAACGUUGUUUUUCCUUUUUGAAGGAAAUUUGGAAGGUUCUACAAUCAGUUCAAUUGUUCUGAAAUUGCUUUGUGCUUUUAAAAUUAUUAUGUCAAACAUUGAUUAUUUCAAACCGGCAAAAGGCGCACCAUGCAGCGUUUCUCCUUGAAGUCCCACGUUUGACUAUGUAACAACUAUCAUAAAACUUCGUCAGUCAAAACAGAUUUAAAUAAUGGUGAGGAAAUUCAUAUCCUUUUUAAAAAUUGUUGCCUUUAAAAAAUGAAUGUUUGAAUUGUUUGAUUAAUACCGAGGACGAUGUAUAACAGAGAAUCUUGUGCAUGGCGUGUCUUUUUGUUGGUUUAAAUCACAGCUGUUCGUUCCAAAUUGAAGACUUAUAACAAGUUCUAUUUGAGAAAAUUUAACUGCCACCGUUUGUACAGAAUUCUGUGGAACUACUUCUAAUCUGUCUCCCUAGUUACCCACGAUCACUGCUUUAUAGUACUCCAAGUAUAUACAAUAUUAUUGAUGUUAAAUCAUAGACAUUUCAGUCCAUAAAAGUCGGUUUAAUGGACUCGGACCUAUACUACCAUAUAAUAUACGUUAUAAAAGUUGUGUACAUCUGAGAGAUUUAAAUAAAUAUUUUGUAUAUUUUCAA
Mizuhopecten yessoensis (Yesso scallop) is the source of this 10910-nucleotide messenger RNA. RefSeq lists its product as uncharacterized. The transcript is spliced from 16 exons. The coding region runs from base 106 to 8847 and encodes 2913 amino acids. Gene Ontology annotation, molecular function: adenylate cyclase inhibiting G protein-coupled glutamate receptor activity. Lineage: Eukaryota; Metazoa; Mollusca; Bivalvia; Pectinida; Pectinidae. Gene Ontology annotation, biological process: regulation of synaptic transmission, glutamatergic; G protein-coupled glutamate receptor signaling pathway. Gene Ontology annotation, cellular component: membrane. The record is from RefSeq and is a predicted model, not a curated record.